UUGGUUUUCACCCGUUUCUUUGAUCAGUUUCUUCUUCGGAUGUUGCAGUCAUGGUUGACACUGGAGCAAUAAGAACUGUCAUUGGAGUAAUUGGAAAUGUCAUCUCCUUUUGUUUAUUCAUGUCUCCCGUACCUACAUUUAUAUCAAUAUGGAAGUCAAAAUCAGUGCAAAAUUUCAAGCCAGAUCCUUAUAUUGCAACUAUACUCAAUUGUGGAAUGUGGUCAAUCUAUGGAAUGCCCUUCGUAACUGAAGAUAACACUCUUGUCGUCACAAUAAAUGGUUUUGGCUUCUUCCUUGAGAUCUUCUACGCUCUCAUCUUCUUUGUAUAUUCAACCUGGAGCAAGCGGAGGAAGAUCAUCCUAAUCUUCCUGGGUGAACUCGUCUUCCUUGCGGUAGUGAUAUUUCUAAUCAUGACCUUUCUUCACUCUGCCAAGCAAAGAAAGGUGAUUGUUGGGCCUAUAUGCAUAGUCUUCAACAUCCUUAUGUACUUUGCACCCUUAACUGUCAUGCGACAAGUAAUUCGAACAAAGAGUGUGAAGUACAUGCCUUUCUUACUUUCGUUCGCCAACUUUGCCAAUGGAGUUAUCUGGACGACCUAUGCCUUACUUAAGUGGGAUCCAUUCAUCGUGAUUCCCAAUGGCAUUGGAACAGUAUCCGGGUUGGUGCAGCUGAUCCUCUAUGCCAUGUACUACAGAACAACCAAAUGGGAUGAAGAAAUCGAUUCCGUAUGAAUACCAUGAUUUCUGCUUAAUUGGAAUAUUGAGAGAAUGAAAGAUGGAAAGUUAAAGGAAAAAGAAGCUGUCAACAACACCGCCCCUUCAAAGAAUAAUUUAUUUUUGUACUUUUGAAAUCAUAGCAUUGAUGAAAUCGUUACAGUCGUUAAUUGUUGUAUUGUUGUUGGCCUUAAUUUUUUUUAUAGGCAAUGUUAAUUUGUUAGAAUGUUAUGACUUUAAUGAUCAAUGAAUAUGUCCAUUUGAGCUCGUCAACAUUUU
This is a messenger RNA of Glycine soja, 992 nucleotides long. RefSeq names its product bidirectional sugar transporter SWEET5. Gene Ontology annotation, biological process: carbohydrate transport. The coding region runs from base 51 to 731 and encodes 226 amino acids. Gene Ontology annotation, molecular function: sugar transmembrane transporter activity. The record is from RefSeq and is a predicted model, not a curated record. Lineage: Eukaryota; Viridiplantae; Streptophyta; Magnoliopsida; Fabales; Fabaceae. Gene Ontology annotation, cellular component: membrane. The transcript is spliced from 6 exons.